Molecule: messenger RNA, 181 nt
Organism: Racocetra persica
Lineage: Eukaryota; Fungi; Glomeromycota; Glomeromycetes; Diversisporales; Gigasporaceae
Source: the annotation of a GenBank genome assembly
CAUUCUGUUCAAAAGAAGAAGGCAAAGAAUUUGUAAACCACAUUGAUGGUGAUUCUACCAAUAACAAAGCAUCUAAUCUCGAAUGGUGUACACCAAAAGACAAUUUACAAUAUGCAUUGUGUCUCAGGCCUCAGGAUGGUUGGAUGCGUCAACGUGCUGUCAAGCAGAUUUUUGAUGAUAG